CCUGUGCACCGGAUGUGAGUGAUCAGCUGACUGCCGUGCUCCUGUCGGUCCUGUCCUGUUCGGUUCUGCUCUAAAGGAACAGGACAUUAUCUGAUCAGAACCCCCGGACCCGGCUCCGUGAGGACGGGUUUGUCUCUGAGCGCGCGGUCCAAAACUAUGUCCCAUUAAGCCUCUGAUCACGCUCUCGCCUGAUUGGAGAUGUCGGGGAACAACCUUGUGCUUCCCAUCGUGCUGUGGGGGCGCACGGCGCCUACACACUGCAUCAGCAGCCUGCUGGUGCUGGACGACUGCAGUGCGGUCAUCACAGGCUGCCACGAUGGACAGAUCUGCCUGUGGGACAUGACCCCCGAGCUGCAGAUGUGUCCCAGAGCCAUGCUGUUUGGACACACUUCGUCCAUCACCUGCUUGGCCAAAGCCAGCACCUGUGCGGACAAGCAGUACAUCGUGAGCGCCUCAGAGAACGGAGAGAUGUGCCUGUGGGACGUGAAUGACGGCAGGUGCAUCGAAUUCACUAAACUGGCCUGUGCCCACACAGACAUUCAGUUUUACCAGUUUACCAUCGGGACGCAGAAGGAGGGCCGGCUGCUGUGUAAUGGGCACUACCCAGAGAUCCUGGUGCUGGAUGCCACCAGCCUGGAGGUGCUCUACUCCCUGGUGUCUAAGAUCUCCCCCGACUGGAUCAGCGCCAUGAGCAUCAUUCGCUCCCACCGCACACAGGAGGAUACUGUGGUGGCUGUGUCGGUGACAGGGAUCCUAAAGGUGUGGAUCAUCACAGCGGAGGUCAGCAGGAUGCAGGACCUGGACCCAGUGUUUGAGGAGGAGUCCAGACCCAUUCACGUCCAGAGCUGUCAGAGCAUCUCCUUCUGUAACUUCACUCAGAACAGUCUGCUGGUGGUGUGCUCCAAGUACUGGAGGGUGCUGGAUGCGGCCGACUACUCCCUGCUCUGCUCUGUGCCCUGUGAGACUGAGCAGUCCUGGACCGGAGGAGAUUUCAUCUCUGCAGACAAAGUCAUUGUGUGGACGGAGGACGGCUGCAGCUACAUCUACAAGCUGCCCCCCAGCUGCCUGUCUGCCAGUGAACAUUUCCGCAGUGACGUGGGGAAGACCAAGGAGGGCGCUGUCCCCCCUCUUAUCUUCAAGAUCGCGGAGCAGCCUGACAAGAAGCUGCUCAUCUGUCCCCCGGUCACACGCUUCUUCUUCAGUCGAAGGGAGCCCUUCCACAAACUGCUGCUCCAGGGGGACUCUGGGGGCCGCCUGUCCCUGUGGAGCGUCCCCGACAGGUCCCCACCACCACAGCCCUCCACACCCGAGUUGCCGGUGUCCUCCAGCCUCAGCCUGCAGGAGUCUUUUGACCGCCUGCUGCCCGUGUCCUCUGGGAUCAUUGACCAGCUCAGCGUCCUGCCCGGCAAAGAGCAGCCCAUCAAGGUGACAGCCAGUGUGUACAUCCCAGCGCAGGGGCGGCUGGUGUGUGGGCGCGAGGACGGCAGCAUCAUCCUGGUCCCUGCCACACAGACUGCCAUCGUCCAGCUGCUGCAGGGGGAGCACAUGCUGCGCAGAGGCUGGCCUCCUCACCGCACACUGCGUGGGCACAGGAACAAGGUGACCUGUGUGCUGUACCCAUAUCAGGUGUCCCCCCGCUACGACCAGCGUGCCCUCGUGUCUGGAGGAGUGGACUUCUCUGUCAUCGUGUGGGACAUCUUCACUGGAGAGAUGAAGCACAUCUUUUGCGUGCAUGGAGGAGAGAUCACCCAGCUGUUGGUGCCACCUGAGAACUGCAGUACACGAGUGCAGCACUGUGUGUGCUCCGUGGCCAGUGACCACUCAGUGGGGCUGUUGAGUCUGAAGGAGAGGAAGUGCAUCAUGCUGGCCUCCAGGCACCUGUUCCCCAUCCAGGUGAUCAAGUGGAGACCAGCCGACGACUACCUGGUGGUGGGCUGCUCCGACGGCUCUGUCUAUGUGUGGCAGAUGGACACUGGAGCCCUGGACCGCUGUGUUAUGGGCCUGACCGCUGUGGAGAUCCUGAGUGCGUGUGAUGAGCUGGCCCCUGCCACUGUGGACGCUCUGAGCCACUCUGCGGUCAACCUCAAACAGGCCAUGACCCGCCGCAGUCUGGCUGCGCUCAAGAACAUGGCCCAGCACAAACUGCAGACGCUGGCCACCAACCUGCUGGCCGCUGACAACGCAGACAAGGGGAACCUUCCUAAGUACUCCCACAAUGCACUGGUGGUGCAAGCCAUGAAGACCAACCUGAGCGACCCGGACAUGCACGUUCUCUUCUUCGACGUGGAGGCCGUCAUCAUCCAACUGCUGACAGAGGAGGCUCAGAGACCCAACCCCACCCUGGUGUCCCCCGAGAGCCUGCACAAGAGCCAGGCCGGGGCCGACAAGGGCGGAUCCUUCCUCGCUAAUAAGAUCUUCAAACAGGUGAAAGAGACCAUGAAGGAGACCAUAAAGGAGCACCUUCUUGAUGAUGAUGAAGAGGAGGAGGAAGAACAGAGGCGUCGUGAGGAGAAGUCUAAAUCUCUGUCUCUGCUGGAGUACAACCUGACCAUGGACACGGCCAAGCUCUUCAUGUCCUGCCUGCACGCCUGGGGCCUCAACCAGCAGCUGGACCUCAUCUGCCUGGACCGCCUGGGCAUGCUCCGGCCGCACUGCCCCAUCUCCUUCGGCCUCAUCUCCAGAGGAGGCCACAUGUCCCUCAUGCUGCCCACAUUCAAGGAGUCCCUGCUGAGGAAGCUGUCUGUGGCCACAGGGAGGAAGUUGACUCUGUCGGACAUCGUGGGCAAAGGCACAUAUGGACUCUCCCGAGCGGUCACCACCCAGCACCUGCUGUCUGUCAUCUCUCUGGCCAACACCCUCAUGGGGAUGACCAAUGCCACCUUUGUGGGAGAGCACAUGAAGAAGGCCCCGGCCAGACCUCCUCGUCCCGGAGGGACCCCUGAGAGCCAGCGGCGCAGCAGCUCUGUGUCCCAGGGCAGCCCACCGCCCCAGGCUCACAUCAAACAAGCUGCUGCCGCUGCCCCUGGCCCUGCCCCUGGGUCUGGGGCCCCUGGUGGCCCUCCACAGGGGCCCCAAGUUAAUCCUAACAUCCCCUCAGUCAACGAAGGCUGGAGCCAGCUCGCUGCCAUGCACUGUGUGAUGCUCCCUGACCUACUGGGGCUGGACAAGUACCGGCCUCCUCUGCUGGAGAUGCUGGCCCGGCGCUGGCAGGACCGCUGCCUCGAGGUACGUGAGGCGGCUCAGGCUCUGCUCCUGGCCGAGCUCAGGAGGAUCGGGGUGUCCGGUCGGAAGGACACCAUCGACAUGUGGGCUCCGUACCUGCCUCAGUAUGUGGACGCGGUCAGCUCACCUGGAGCCACCACAGAGCAGCCAGCACCUGCCCCUCCCCCUCCAGAGGCUCAACCAAUAGAGAGCAAGCUCCCAGAGGAGGAGAUGGAUGUUGCAGAUGAUGAUAUCACUGCAGGCUGUCUGUCCAACCUCCCUCCAAACGCCAAGAAGAUCUGUAAUUCUUAUGAGGAGCGGCGUAAACAGGCCACGGCCAUCGUCCUGCUGGGGGUCAUUGGGGCCGAGUUUGGGGCCGAGAUUGAGCCUUCAAAAGGGGCCCGUGCACGGACAGGGGGCCAGGCUCCAGAGGGCUUUGGCCUGACCAGCGGAGGCUCCAACUACUCCCUGGCCCGCCACACAUGUAAAGCCCUGACCUUCCUCCUGCUGCAGCCACCCAGCCCCAAGCUGCCGGCCCACAGUACCAUCCGCCGUACGGCCAUCGACCUGAUCGGGAGGGGCUUCACCGUGUGGGAGCCCUACAUGGACGUGUCCGCCGUGCUGCUGGGCCUGCUGGAGCUGUGUGCUGAUGCCGAGAAGCAGCUCGCCAAUGUGACAGUGGGUCUCCCUCUGAACCCUCCGGCUGACUCGGCCCGCUCUGCUCGCCACGCCCUGUCGCUCAUCGCCACAGCCCGCCCCCCCGCCUUCAUCACCACCAUCGCUCGAGAGGUGCAUCGAUUCAACGCGGCUCAGGCUAACUCCCAGUCUCAGCAGAACGUGCACACCAGCACUCUAGCCAGGGCCAAGACUGAGAUCCUCCGAGUGCUGGACAUCCUGAUUGAGAAGAUGCCUGCAGAUGUGGUGGACUUACUCGUGGAGGUUAUGGACAUCAUCAUGUACUGUAUCGAGGGCUCUCUGGUCAAGAAGAAGGGUCUGCAGGAGUGUUUCCCUGCCAUCUGCAGGUUCUACAUGGUGGGUUACUGCGAUCGCAGUCACCGUAUCGCUGUGGGCGCUCGCCAGGGUUCUGUGGCGCUCUACGAUGUCCGCACGGGCAAAUGUCAGAACAUCCACGGACACAAGGGGCCCAUCACAGCAGUGUCCUUCGCUCCAGAUGGACGCUACCUGGCAACCUACUCCAACGCCGACAGCCACAUCUCCUUCUGGCAGAUGAACACCAGCCUGCUGGGCAGCAUUGGCAUGUUGAACUCGGCUCCUCAGCUGCGCUGCAUAAAGACAUAUCAGGUGCCUCCAGUGCAACCCGCCUCCCCUGGCUCCCAGAACCACCUCAAACUGGCACGCCUCAUCUGGACCUCCAACCGCAACGUCAUCCUCAUGGCUCACGAUGGCAAAGAGCACCGCUUCAUGGUCUAACUCUCCUGCUGCACUCUACUACCCCACCACAUGGUCUAACUCCCCUGCAGCAGUCUACUACCCCCCCCAAACACACACACACACUUGUCCACCACCGUUAUCUUCCCUACCCACCGUCGUGGUGUGCUUUACACAUGUGGAGACAGACUGAUAAUACACAUUAUAUCUGGUUUAUUCAUUCAUUCAAAAAUUCUUCCUGUGUUGUGCUAAAUACUUUUUGGGGGAUUUGAACAUAUCAGUGUGGUUUCCUCAUCAACAAAUGUACAGACAGUGACACAGUCUGAAAAAGGCUUGAGAAAUCCUUUAGGAUCUGAGGUGGGUGUCAUGUGGUUUUCAGUGACAGUAUGUGGGACCUGCUCCGGUUCAUUUGGUGGGACACACUUAGUGUUUAUGAUAUAUGGGACACAUUAUUCCUCCAUCCACAAGCACACGCCUGAAUCAAGUGGAACUCACCUGACACAUGUUCAAUGUAUCCCCAGUUGUGUGUUGUUGUGCUCCAGACCUUCACUCAGCCUCUCAUGGUAACACAUACAGAAGCUGUUAUCAACAAAUGAAAAUAGUGUCCACAAGUCUCCUGCUUGUCUCCAUGGAGAUGUUUUAGCUCUGCCUGGAAUGUUUUUCAGUAUGGCAUUAACGUGUCUAUCUUACAUUCAUUCAGCUGCUGGCUUUCUACUACUAUGAAGCUUGGAGUCACCUGUAUCUAUGGUGGUGAGUUUAAUGCUAUACUGUGGAACAUUUCUAAGCAAAUACAUCUACAUGGCAACAAGCUGGUAGCCUAUACCCUAAGGUUUCAUACUACAGCUUUAAUCUAUUGAAGGCCUAACCCUCACUCAGGAGGGGGGCUCCUGUGUACAGUAUUUAUUAGUCAUGUCCACUGGCCGCAGCAUGUGUGUUCUGUGGAUAAUGAUUAUUUUUGUUUUUAUUUUCCUUAUUUAUUUAAAUGUGCUGAAACAUUCCCACAGGACCCCUCCUGGCUUUAGAUUUCUGAAUAACUACUUGAACUGUCCAAAUGUCAGCUAGAUAACAGAGGACCUAUUUUAAUUUAAGAGGAAUAUACAAAAAGUUACAUACUGUACUUUUAACACAAGUCAAAAAUAUGUCAGAGAGUCUACAUAAAUCUGAACUUCUUAAAAGGAGUUCUCUCUUCAUGUUUUAGUGCAGUGCUCUUCUGUGGUGUAUAUUUGCAGAUGUAAAGUUCUAUUUUAGUGCAAACAAGAGAUUCUGUUUGUGACCCUCUGCAUGGUUGUAAAUUAGCCGCAUUUUAUGUGUACAGUAAACGCAUCGUGGUGUGUUCAAUGUGUUCAGUAAUAAACUUAAUUGUGCUGUGGAA
This is a messenger RNA of Boleophthalmus pectinirostris (great blue-spotted mudskipper), 5962 nucleotides long. Its product is annotated as WD repeat-containing protein 7. Lineage: Eukaryota; Metazoa; Chordata; Actinopteri; Gobiiformes; Gobiidae. Gene Ontology annotation, cellular component: cytoplasm. The record is from RefSeq and is a predicted model, not a curated record. The coding region runs from base 199 to 4632 and encodes 1477 amino acids. Gene Ontology annotation, molecular function: protein binding. The transcript is spliced from 31 exons.